AUGCCAACUCAACUUGAAGAACUUGUAUCCUUUUUGCAUUCUGACCAGCCAGCUGUCAGACAAAUCGCAUUGGACAACCUUGUGGGUUUUUCAACCGGUUCCAAUGCAGCUAUCUUCCGUUAUGAUAACUACAGAUCUAUCAAAGAUCUCAAAAUCCUUGCUAAGGACAAAUCUAAGGUUAUUGUGCAACAGUCGACAACUAUUCUAGCGAACCUUUGUGAUGACGUAACAGCAAGAAAGUUAAUUGUUGACGAUGAAGAAUUCUUGGAAUACCUUUCCUGGAAGAUCUGUGAUUUGAGCAAUGCCAGCGCAGAUAUCAUGUGCAUUCUAUUGUCUAACCUUGCGAAGGAGGACAAAGUUACUAAGGUUUUCUCAUUUGUUAAGAGGGAAGAUGACGGCAUUCCGUUGGAUAAGGAAGUCUUCAAGAGCAAUAAAGUUAUGGAUUGUUUGAUGGACUGUUUUGUUAAAGGAUACGACAGAAAGUUGAAUAAAUAUGCCAACUUUGAUUACCUAGCUUACUUCUUUGCAGACAUAUCUCGUUUCAAGAUGGGUAGGGAAUAUUUCAUUCAAGAACAAGAAUAUGAUAAUGUUAUCCCAAUUAAGAAGCUAUUGGUAUUCACAGAAAAAUACGAUUGUAAAACUAGAAGAGAAGGUGUCGCAUAUACCAUCAAGAAUUCUCUAUUCGAUUCCGAAAAACACGAAGUUCUUUUGAAGAAUGAAGAUAUUAAUCUUUUGCCAUACAUUCUAUUACCAAUUGCAUCCGCAAAGGACUCAGAAAUUGAUGAAGAAGAUUUAUUCAAUCUUCCUGAUGAGCUUCAGUUCUUGCCAGAAGAUAAACAGAGAGAUCCAAUUCCUGAAAUUAUUUGCGUACACCUCGAAAGUAUUUUGCUUCUAUGUACCACAAGGGCUGGGAGAGAAUACUUAAGGUCAAAGUCCGUCUAUCCAUUAAUCAGAGAACUACACAAAAAUGUUGACCAUGAAGACAUUGGGGAAGUGUGCCAUAGAGUAGUUAAUAUGUUGAUGAGAGGUGAACCAGAAAAUGAAGUGAUAGAAGAAAUCGUUUCAAAAUCUGCUGAAGAUGGAGAUGAAUUGGAGGCAGAAGAAGUUGAUGAAGAAUCCGAAGAUGAUGAUGAAGCUAUUGUAGAAGUUUUGUAA
Messenger RNA from Kluyveromyces marxianus DMKU3-1042, 1155 nucleotides. It is a transcript of the gene HGH1, whose product is annotated as Hgh1p. The record is from RefSeq and is a predicted model, not a curated record. Lineage: Eukaryota; Fungi; Ascomycota; Saccharomycetes; Saccharomycetales; Saccharomycetaceae. The transcript has a single exon. The coding region runs from base 1 to 1155 and encodes 384 amino acids.